UCACAAUGAAUUGAAACUCUGGGAGACACCGGACAAUACAGCAGAAAAAAACAAAUAAAAACAACAUCAAGCGAGAUCUAUACAAAGAUUAUAUGCCUGGAAAAGAUCCAGCAUAAAUAUAUGUUUCCCUUUUUCAACCCCUCCUGAUGCCCGAAAUAACACAUUUCCGUCAAUGUGCUCAACACUUGACUGAGGGAACACGCAACAGAUGAGAAUGUUGUAUUCUCGUAAUAAACUUCUUUCUUAUUCUCCUCUCUCUGCUUUUUCUUCUCCUAAAAGUCUCCGUCUUGUCCUCCCAAAGAUCAUUCCGGGCUCUACUAGUGACUCCAUAUAACCGUGAACUUUGACCCGCCCAAAGCCCUGGACGAUAUGGCUAUACACUGGAACGCUGAAGCCGAGGCUAGACUACUCAUGGGUAUUCUAGCCCAGAUGCAACGGUUGGACUACAAGGCUUUAGCCGCCUUCAUGGGGUCGGGUUGCUCGGUUCCUGCGUUAAAAAACCAUAUUUGCAAGCUCCGUCGCGAAGCUGGCGUUCCUGCUGGUAGCUCGGGGAAGCCGCGGACUCCAUCAACUAGGACACCUACAAAGGCUGGAAAAGCUGCUGCCGACUCCCCAAUAAACCAAGCAAAAAGACAAUAUCAUAUCGUUGACGAUGACGACGAUGACGAUGACGACGACGACGGUGAUAAAGUUAUAAAGGACGAAAAGGACGUCAAACCACUGAUCAAAGACGAAUACAAGGAUAAAAAGUUGAAGAUCUCUUUCAUUGACCUCGCUUAGUGUCGAGGACUAAGAAUUUGAUGGCCGUGCAACAACCUUUUAUGUAUGCCGUCAAUGCCUAACUAUGCAGGUCGUUUUGGUAAAGGUCCAUGACGCCUGUUCAUAUGCCAACGUUGCUUUACUUUCUCCCUCACACCUGCCGAUAUCGUAUGAUCAAGGCCUACACCGUUUUGCUGAUCUAGCUUUAAGCAACUUCGGGUUUUAGUGAGCUGCUCUGAUGCUAGUUUUGAUGGGGGAAAAGCUGGGUUGGCCAUGUCAUUGUCUGCAAAACAUUUGUACCGUGAAGUCCUCUAGGUUGAUGCCUCCAUAGAGCCGAAUGAACUCCGCUGUACCGGAACCCGUCACGGGGAAUCCGGGGUGACUGUCGCGU
Messenger RNA from Aspergillus versicolor CBS 583.65, 1150 nucleotides. RefSeq lists its product as uncharacterized. The record is from RefSeq and is a predicted model, not a curated record. NCBI's taxonomy places the organism in Eukaryota, Fungi, Ascomycota, Eurotiomycetes, Eurotiales, Aspergillaceae. The coding region runs from base 370 to 780 and encodes 136 amino acids. The transcript has 3 exons.